AGUCGAACGUCAGCUUCGUAAGAGGCAACAUCGGGCGAUCCGAUCCGCGCGUCAGAGUCUCGCGUCGUAAAAUACGCGCACCUGUCUUUACUUAAUUGCAAGCCACAAUUACUGGAAGAAUCGGGGGGCGUUAGUUGAAAAUAGGGCAGAAAAAUUACACGAAACAAAACGACAUGAUGAGAUAAAUAAGACAGGAAUGUUUUAAUUGCGAUACGAUAAUCUUGGGGAAUACAUUUCACGGAUAGAUAGAAAAAAAAAGUAUCUAGGAUCUGUUCGAACAAGAAUUGUCAACAAUCGUGGGAUAAACCGAUCGUUGAUGUAACUGUUAUUCAAACUUAAUUUUUUGAAUUACGUACCUAGAGGACAGUACAUUUUGUAUAUGUAAAUACGCGGGUGAAAUAUUCAACGUAAUUCGUCGUACAAUUUAUACUUUGAAAGAAAUUCAAUCAGUGAGUAAGAAUCGGUAGAAGCAAGAGACAAAAAAGGGGGACCAAACAUGGACCGCGAUUCUAUGCAGAUUCUGAAGAAGAUGGUCAUCGAUUUUCUCUGCCUUUUCGUCGUGGCAAUGUGCGUCCUGAUGUUUUAUCUUUAUGGCAAACCGUUCGAGCGGGGAUUCUUCUGCAGCGACGAGUCGUUAAAGUAUCCCUUCGGCGAGUCUACUGUCACCAGUACGAUGCUCUACUUAGUCGGACUCUUCCUUCCGAUAUGUGUGAUGAUAUGCUGCGAAUACUUGGACGCAAAGAAGAAACGGGGACAAUCCACGAGGGUUUUUUUUGGGUACACGAUACCGCCUUGGGUUUGGAAGGCUUACUAUCACAUAGGGAUUUUCGGUUUUGGGUCUGCCUGCACGGUGUUGACAACUGACAUAGCAAAGUAUACGAUCGGUCGUUUGAGGCCCCAUUUUCUCACCGUUUGUAACACCAGUGCCUGCAACUUAACCAGUAACGUUGGUGUUUACGUUGAAGAUUUCACCUGCAAUCCGUUACCAAUAUACACUGAAAGAACACUGAAGGAAGCCAGGUUAUCCUUCCCAUCGGGACACUCGUCCUUUUCUGCAUACACGAUGAUUUAUCUCGUGUUGUACCUGCAAUUGCGAGUCCAUUGGGCUAUCAGCAAAUUGCUGAAGCACUUACUGCAGUUUCUUUGCUUCUGGAUGGCUUGGUUCACCGCCAUGUCCCGAGUAUCAAACUACAAACACCAUUGGAGCGAUGUCCUGGCAGGAUCAACGCUCGGAAUUGCCAUGGCACUUUUCAUGGCCAAUUUCGUGGCAGGUCUCUUCAAACCCAAACGGUCUGUCGGCAAUGAUAAAAAUCUUCACGGGUCAGAAAAUGGAACAGAAGAGACUCAGCAGAGAUUGAAACAAAUAGAUUACGAUACUGAGGCGACUGGAGACGCGAUGUAGAAAUAGUUAAAGCUGAAUUAAACGGUGUUGACAAUUCAAAUUCUCAAGCUGACCAAUUUGUAGGAAUUAAAAUUUUCAACCCUCACCCCAUGACACUUUGAAGUUUCAGCUUUUAGCAAGAUGCUGGUCUGUUGGAUAUAAUUGCGAAUUGGAAAAACUCUCAAGUCUUUAGUUGCAAGACCUGUGAAUAAUCUUAAAUAAUAUUAGUUCUUUCAAGGCCUGCUUGUAAUAAAAAAAGGAUCACUAGUCGACGUGUGAUGAUAAUGCUUUGAAAGCAGUCUAGCGGACCAGCAUCAUCAUAGGUUACGGGUUGAUUGAUAUAAAUGAUAUCUUGAAUGCAAGUUGAACCCCAACUGUACGAAUUGAACUGAACUUCAAAAUUCAUGCCACUGUAACCGAGAUAUUAAAAUUUAAUAUUUGACCAAUGGCUGAUUUCAUGUUUGAAACUUGUUGACCGAUUGAUUUAAC
Molecule: messenger RNA, 1870 nt
Organism: Neodiprion fabricii
Lineage: Eukaryota; Metazoa; Arthropoda; Insecta; Hymenoptera; Diprionidae
Gene: wun
Product: putative phosphatidate phosphatase
Exons: 8
Coding region: 497-1402 (301 amino acids)
Biological process (GO): signal transduction; phospholipid metabolic process; phospholipid dephosphorylation
Molecular function (GO): phosphatidate phosphatase activity
Source: RefSeq, a predicted model, not a curated record